UGAGCACCAUGAAGAAGAACAAUAGGAACUCUACCACAAGGAUCAAUGAGCAAGAUGCCAUCUCCAUCCCACCCUCCCAAGAUCCAGGAGAUCUUCAAAAUAUGUUGAAUGGAGGAGAGUAUGCCCCUUUUGUAUCUCCUCCCAUAUUAGAGAGCAAUUUUAUCCAGGUUAACAGGAGAGGUGAAUCCAUUUACCUUCAUAACCAAGCCAACUGGGUGACUGUAGGCAUCUGCUCUUCAAGUAAAACCCACAAGACCCCCAGUGUGAUGCUUCUGGCACAUCUGACCCCUGAAGCUCAGAAAGAUACAGAACCCCUGUUUCAAAGUCUCCUGACAUCUCCUUCGCCAGAGAACCUGGUGCUCACCAGGUUUCUCCCUCUGCAGUUUGUGACUCUUUCUGUGCACGAUGCUGAGAAUAUGCGCCUCAAAGUAAAGCUGGUGAGUGGUCGAGCCUACUACCUACAGCUCUGCGCCCCUGCGUGUAAACAGGACGCCCUCUUUUGUCAGUGGGUGGAACUCAUCUCCCUCUUGAAUGAGGAGAAAGCCAAAGCUUCCAAACCGUCAGAAGUCUCAAGCCUCUCAGAAGUCACAAAUAGCACAGACAUCACAGGCUCGACGGACAUCAUGGAUAUUGCAGCGUUCACAGCUCUACAGAGCCCACCCCUGUGCACAUGUUCAGACCCCGUACAUGCUGCAGAAAGCACUGAUUUCUCAGAUUUCACAGAUGUCACCGAUGUCACCGACGUCACAGAUGUUCCAGAAAAUGAGGUCAGAGAGACCCCAGAUAUAAAUAUUGUCACAGAAAUCACAGAAGUCACAGAAGUCACAGACCUCUGUGACGUCCCAAACUGCUCAGAGGUCACGGUGGUGUUUGAAAAUGAUGACAUACUAAGGGCCAAGCAAGAGGAAAAGGAAAAACUAGGAAACACUCUGAAGUCUGGGUGUCUACGUGAUGCAAAAACUAAGAACGAGCUCAGAGAACCCUCAAAACAUGUCACCAUCUCAAAUGUAACACUGACUUUCCAAGGUGAACGAUGUUUUCAUACUACCUUGACUCAAGGUGAGACAAGUUCGUUCAAAGGGAUGAGUGCCAGAUCCUCUGAAAUAAGGACAACUGAAUUUAAAAGCACAGCUCUUGAGGCUGAAGAAUCCAGGAGCAUGAGAACUGAUUCAGUCACCUCAGAUAAAUACAAACUACUAAACUAA
Molecule: messenger RNA, 1205 nt
Organism: Zalophus californianus (California sea lion)
Lineage: Eukaryota; Metazoa; Chordata; Mammalia; Carnivora; Otariidae
Product: protein FAM71D-like
Cellular component (GO): nucleus
Source: RefSeq, a predicted model, not a curated record